UAAAAUGGUUCAAUAAUGCUGCCCUUUAAUUGCAUGGCAAUUGGCCCUAGAAACCCACCACCCCGCACCUGUUCGCUUUUUACGACCGACACUGUGCGAAGUUUUGCUCCCGCAGACGAGUCUCAAUCGCCAGUUUGGAUUUGUUUUUCGCUGCGUGCAGUUCGCUUGGCAGACCGGGUCUGCUGUUUAUAUAUACACAUCCCUGACGACAUCGAGCAGUUGAAUAAGUUUUCUUGCGGCGGCUACAGUGACGAAUCCACCAUCGUCUACCUAGUGCAUCCUUGUCGGAUUCUAUCGGCGCUAGAAAUUCUGGGAUUUCGUGUGGUGGCCAGCUCGUCGACGGCCGUGAAACAGGAUUACAACGAGUAUAUGUGGACGAUGCGCAAGGAGUUCGACGAACCAGAACCUUUAGAGGCAGAGUCUGUAGUGCGAGAAAAUCUAUCGAACAUUGGCCGUGAGGCAGCCAGUUUAGGCAACUAUCACAAGGUGGAUUCACCCGAAUAGGGACCCAGUUUGGAAAGAAAAAAAAACAGCAAACAACCAACAACCCUACUCUAAUUGUAUAAUUUUGUGUGUGUGAGAGA
This is a messenger RNA of Drosophila elegans, 584 nucleotides long. RefSeq lists its product as uncharacterized. The record is from RefSeq and is a predicted model, not a curated record. Lineage: Eukaryota; Metazoa; Arthropoda; Insecta; Diptera; Drosophilidae. Bases 16 to 504 code for a protein of 162 amino acids. The transcript is spliced from 4 exons. Gene Ontology annotation, biological process: negative regulation of biosynthetic process.